Molecule: messenger RNA, 965 nt
Organism: Grammomys surdaster
Lineage: Eukaryota; Metazoa; Chordata; Mammalia; Rodentia; Muridae
Product: vomeronasal type-1 receptor 4-like
Exons: 1
Coding region: 45-965 (306 amino acids)
Biological process (GO): G protein-coupled receptor signaling pathway
Cellular component (GO): membrane
Molecular function (GO): pheromone receptor activity
Source: RefSeq, a predicted model, not a curated record
AUGGGUGUGGCCAUAAUUUAAAGAAAACCAAGCACAACCACAGAAUGGACUUCUGGAAUCUGGCAAUCAAAAUACUUUUCUUAUCACAAACUACAACUGGAAUUCUAGGAAAUUUCUCUCUUCUUAUCUACUAUCUAGUCUAUUAUAUAGAACAUGUGUUAAAGCCCGUAGAUUUGAUCCUCAUGCACCUAAUCGCAUCCAAUGCCUUGAUAGUUCUCUCUACAGGAAUGCCCCAAACAUUGGCAGCUUUUGGGUUAAAGCAGUUUCUAAACAAUUUUGGAUGCAAUUUACUUGUGUACAUUCAAAGUGUUGGCAGGAGUGUGUCCAUUAGUACAACCUGUCUCUUGAGUAUCUUCCAAGCCACCACCAUCAGUCACAGGAAAUCUUGUUGCAAGGAUCAAAAAGCCACAGUUGCAAAGUACAUUGGCUGUUCUGUUUCCCUUCUCUGGGUUUUGUCCAUGUCUCUACAUUUCAUUUUCCUUGCAUACAUUCUUAUCAAAAGGCAUAGCAAAAACAUGACAAGAAACCGAGAUUUGGAGUACUGUUUGACUGAAGGGGGUGAGGAUGCCAUCAGUUCCUCACUCUAUACAGCAUUAGUGGUGUGCCCUGAAAUCUUCUUUUCUGUGCUCAUUGCCUGGUCCAGUGGCUUGAUGAUUGUCAUUCUGUACAGACACAAGCAGAAUGUUCAACACAUCCACAGCAGUACUGUUUCCAGCAGAAACUCAUCAGAAUCCCGAGCCAUCCAGAAGAUUCUAGUCCUGGUGUGUAUCUUCCUGGCAUUUUUUACUCUAUCUUCCAUCUUAAGAGGCUGCAUUGCUUUUCUGCAAAAUCGCAAUUGGUGGCUGCUGAACAUCAAUCGCCUUACUUCUCUGUGUUUUCCAUCCUUUGGACCCUUUGUUCUUAUGAGUCAUUACACUUUUAUGCAAAGACUCAGUUUGAUCUGUAUAUGUAAUAAAAUUUUCUAA